AUUUACUCAAAAAUUGAUGACGUUUUUCACGUCAAUAAAGGGUUUGUCUGGCCUGGCUGAGAGCAUCCUCGCAUUCUUUGAAUAGUUCCUCUAUUCAAGCAGCUGGAACCAAGAUGGCUGCCGCUGGAGAUGACAAAGAUCUGAAAAGAUGUUGUAGGUUGUUAAAUUACUACACAGAAGGCAGUGUGUACAAGGUAUUGGGCCGGACUUACAAUAAAGAAAACGCUGCAUGUCUCGUUCAUAUGCUGGAAGAAAAACGUGGCAAGGAAAUAUUAGCAGAAGUAGAAAAAUAUAAUGACAAUUGUACUCCUGUACAGAAAGACAUGCUUCUUUUCACUGUAGCACUUUGUAUGAAGUCUAAGGACUGUGAAUUAAAACAGCAUGCUAAUAAAACAUUCUUAUUACUUUGUAAAACUGCCAAGGAACUAUUCACAUUUAUACAAUUUCAUAAGAAAUUGUCAGGUGAUACAAAUUCACGAGGAUAUGGACGGUCUUUACGACGUACGCUGAAUGAAUGGUAUAAUAGACAAGAUCCUAUGGACCUUGCUAUUUUAGUUAUGAAGGAAUCAGCAUCUGGUGGAUGGUCACACGCCAAUGUUCUUCGCUUAGCACAUAUCAAGGGAAAAUCAGAAGGAACAGCUAUAAUUUUAAAAUACUUAGUUAAAGGAAUGGAAGAGUUAAAGAAAUUAGGCGAACAUCCAGAGAAUGUUCAGAAAGUUGUAGACUACCUCAAAACCAUUCAUUCUGUACGUAACUCCACUGACGAGCACCAAGUGGCCAGACUUAUUGAGCAACAUCACUUAGGAAAACAACAAGUGCUCCCUGCACUUCUUAACUCAAAAGAGAUCUGGGGAGCUUUGGUAUCUGAGAUGUCAGUUGGAGAAGUUUUAGAGAACUUUAACAAACUUGCCAGUGUAGGGUUUCUAGAGAUUGCUCAUGAAGGCAGCAAGAAGAUUGUAGAAAUGUUACGGAGCGAGGAAAUCCUCCAGAAAUCCAACAUACAACCUAUAGAUGUGGUAAUGGCCUUAUCAGCAUAUGAACAUGGUAAAGCAGGGAAAGUGACUUGGAUGAGGAACGAGGCAGUCAUUGAUGCACUCAACUUUGCCCUUGAAUCCACAAUGAAGGUCAAUGAAUCCAAUAAUACAAAGUCAACAAACAAGCGCUACCUUUUUGGAGUCAGAGUUGGAUCAAAUACCAAAAAAUCCACUGUCAGGGGUACACAGUCACUUCCUUCCUUAGUUGCUGCUUCUGCUAUUGCCAUGGUUACUGCUAGGAAAGAAGACAAGGUCCAGCUAGUAUAUUUCGCAGACAAGGCAACAGAGUUGACCUUGACCUCAGAAUCAUCCCUGAAAGAAAUUAGCGAAGAAAUAUCAAAACAAAUUUUAGUUUCGGCAGCCCUUCCUCCAGUAGGAUCUGGUGAUACUCCAAAGCAACCAUGUGACCUAGCUGCACCAAUCAGAUGGGCAACCGAAAAUAGCAAAAAAGUUGAUGUAUUCUUCAAUAUAACAGAUUCACUUGAUAGAACAGGGGACAUUACUCCAUCGAAGGCACUCAUGCAAUACAGAAAGGAAAUGAAUAUGCCAAAAGCAAAGUUAGUAUCAUGUGGACUUUGUAAUGCCAACAUGAAGACAGCUGACCCUAAUGACCCCAGAAUGAUUGACAUAGCUGGAUUUGAUGCAACUGUCCCUUCUAUCAUUAACAAAUUUAUAUUGGAUGAAUGUUGACACCGUCCACUGUGUUCGUACAACAAGGUCCAGCUAACUUGCCACAUAAUUCUAGUCCAAGAAGGAUUUGUGGACAACAUAUAGCUUUUUAGCACACUUAUAGUGCCUCCUAAGGUUGUCAGUUGCUUGCCUUUUGUUUUUCGUUUCAAGGCAGGAGGAACACAUAUAAUUCCGGCAAAAGUUCUGUGAUGAAUAAUUUAACCCGUCUCUUAGACCAAGUGAACUACACAAGGAAUUUUAAACUUAAUUUGUUUUAUCAUAUAUUUCGAACAUUUUUUGUUUAUUUAUGUUUUCUGAGUCAUUUUUUUUAAGAGGUGAAGUUCCUACGUUUUUGUGGAAUUUUUGACUGAGGCAAUUCCAAAGCUAAUAUUUUAAUACUAAUAGACAAAUGCAAUGAACAUAUGAUUUGUAAAUUGGAAUUAUUUUAUGCCUUUUUGAUAUAUGAAUAUUUUGUUUUUAUUUAUUUAUAUAUACAAUGUAUCAUAUUUAACUAUGUUGUGAGUGCAAAGGUCAAUAUGUCAGAUAUUAUUGUUUAUGUUAUUUGUCAAUUUUCUUGUGACAGUGUUUUAUUUGAAUUAGAUAUUUAAGGAAGAAGUACAUGUACAUUUAUUUUAAAAAUGCAUGCAUACAAAAAAAAAAAAAAUUUUAGUACAAAAAAUAACAAACAACUUCAUAUUAUGUGUAUAUUAUAAAAGUAAAAAAAGCUUUGAAAAAAACUUUCUGUUUACUGAGGUAAAUAAACUCAUCAUAGAUACCAGGACUAAAUUUUGUAUAUACGCCAGACACGCGUUUCGCCUACAAAAGACUCAUCAGUGAGGCUCGAAUUCAAAAAUGUUAAAUAAGCCAAAUAAAGUAUGAAGUUAUGACUUACAGCCCUGUUUUUUUUAAGAGAAAAGACAAAAAAAACACCAUUUAUAUGUAUUGUAUUUAUCUACAUACAAAUAUGUAUUUGUCAAGCUUGGUGUUUUUCAGGAAAUCCAUCAGUCAAGAGUUGCAGAAAACUAUGUAAUACAUAUAAGCCUUGGGCUGUUUUUUGCUCUUUGGUCGGGUUGUUGUCUCUUUAAACCAAUCCCCUUUUCCAUGCUCAAUUUUAAGAUUUCAUGUGUAUUUUAUAUUCAUUUGAUGGAGUGAAAUGAAAGUUGUGUUCUGACAGGAAAACAACCUGAAAAGAUAAAAAAAUAAUAAGACACCCAUUAUUUGUACAGGGUGAAAAUACAAAAAAAGAAAUGUAAUAAUAUUAAUAUUUGUUAUUAUUUAUGAUCUGGUGUUUGGUUUGAAAUGCUUUUGUUGAUGUUGAGCUUUUAUGCUUGUUGUGGGUUAUGGUAAUAAUCAGAUAUAUUAUUAGGAGUGCAAUAUCUCUUCAAUUCUUAAAAAAAAGUAGCAGUUUUACAUUCUAAAUGGCAUAACUUUAUACCUCAGAAAUUAAAGAAAAUAUUUUGGCAUUAUGAUCAAUAGGAAAAUUUAUACAUUACAGAUAUAAACAACUGUUGACACUUUAUUUAAUGGUUCAACUAUAUAUAUUCAUCCUUUCCUGGAUCUUCAGAUUGAAUAGCACUGAACAUAGAUUGAAACAUAAUGUUAUAUGAAGCAUAAAAAAGCACAACAAAAGUACCGAACUCAAAGCUUAAGGUAAAUGUAAGAAGAGGUAAGUCCCAAAACAUUAAAGCUGUCAAACAUUAAGGCUCCAUAUAAUAAUUACAGGAUCAGCAUGCAUAGUUAAAAAUUCUAUGUUAAUUUGAAGUGUAUAUAUAUUUGUACAUGUUGUAUAGGGCUAAACUAAUAUUGUCUUUAAAAUGUUGGUUAGAAAUACUCAUAUUGAAUGAAUUAUGUAAAAAAUCUUCCAAAUUUAUUGUAUUUAGAAGGAUGUCCAUUUUAUAUCUUUAUUUAAUUAUGCAUAUUUUUGUUAUUGUGUUUGUUAUUAAAUGAAAGUGUAUUACACCAUGCAUAAUUGAUAGUACAAAAUGUAGUAAAUAGUGAAAUCAUUACUAUAAGUUAUUUUAUUAGAAGCCAGAGAAAAUUUUAAUCUAAUUAUAUUUGACAUAUAAUUGGACAGUCAUCAAAAUUCAUUCUAAGAAAAACAUUUUUCAGCUUUUCAUUCAAUCAGUUUUGAUAUAUAAAGUAUUUUGGUUUAUUUGAUUUAAGGAGCAAUUAUUUUUAUUAAAUUCUCUUUAACAUAGAAAUUAAUCAAUACAUUCAGAAAAAUAUAUUGAUUAAUGAUACAUAAAAAGGACUAUUUUGAUUUUAAAUCCUGUUUUUAACAAGUGACUGCAAUUUAAAAGUGUAUCCUAAUAGAAAUGUAAUAAACUUUAAGUCAUUGAAAUGCAGACUUACAUGAUGAUUGAAAUUACUAAACUUAACUAUGCUUCAAAACAGAGUUACAAAGUCUGUAAGUUCUUAAAGUGUAUUUUUGACCAGGUUGUAUAUGGUGCAAAUGCAAUAUAACAGUAGUAUAGCGAAUGUCCAUCAGUCUGUUGUGCAAGAAAUAAAGGAAGAGAAGACAUUACUAAGUUGUAAAACUUGUGUCUGAUCCUUUUGUCAUUUUGAACAAUAAAAUAUGUUUAAACUAACUAAGAAAUAAAGGUACAUAUUUUGUGUAGUCAGCUUGUGUUAAAGUUUUCCAUGCAGCCUUCCGUCUUUCUAGAAUGUUUCAUAUAGAUGGGCCCCCAUAGAUUAAACACUUGCUGUUCAUUUUGUGUACACAUCUGUAGAAUUUCUGAUUUUCCAGGUACUGAAACUUACUAUAGAGUUGAUUAACACAAACAUCACAUAAAGCAUAGAAUUAAAAUCCUCAGGAAAAAGCUUUGCCUUAGAAUUACUAUAUCCAAUGUUUACAGCAGUCAAUAGUUAAUUCAGACCAUAUCAAGGUUUAAUUUUUCUUCUCACUAAAUCUUGUAGUGAAGUGCAAUAUGUCGGCUCAAACAGAUUCAUUUCAUACCAUAUCAUUACAUUGGUGCUUUUAAUAACAUUAUAUGUAAAAAGAAAACAUUGUUUACAUUUUACUUAGUGUGGAUUCAUUUAUUUAUGAUGAUUCAACUUUUAUGGAUGGAUAAAAAUUGCAGUUUUGAAAGUGGAUACUUAAAAGUUUGUGGAGUCAUAAUUCGUUUUCUCCAAUGAACUAAAAGUAGUAGUGAGUAUUUGAAUUGGUUAUUUCAUCUUUAUACCUCAGAAAUCAUCUGAAAAUUGGUAUUUUGAUUAUUAAUGAAACCACAAUAAUCAAUUUUAUAUUAAUAUUUAUUAUUUAUAUUAUUGCCAGUAAUUUAUAAAGAAUCUCACAUUCUUUUUGUAAGCUGUGUUUUUUACAGCAAGAUUUUACACUAGUCAAAUAUUGUCAUAUUUUAAACAAAGUUCAUCAUUCAUAAUUAUUUUUACUACAGAUCAUAAGUAUAUUUGUCAAUUGUUCAGUUAUAUAAUACAUGUUUAUAAAGCACAUGUUACCAUUUGUUUUAAAUUGCUAUUUACUUACAUGAUAUAUUUGAAAUUGAAAUUUGAAAUAGAAAACCCAUAAAAAUGUCAUAGUGCAAUUAAAUGUAAUGCAUUGUGUGUUUCUUUUACAUGUUGAAUGAUAAUUAUUUAGCUGCAUUGCACGAAAUAUUCAAAACUUAUAAACAAAUUUUCUUCAACAUGAUUAUCAAAAAAGAUUUAGAUUUGUAUUAAUUUAUAUAAAAUGUUUACAUGUAAUAGGCAAAUAUUUAAGAUAGAUUAUUUCCCUUGUCAGUUUAUUUUCUUUCUUGUAUAUGAUAAUACAAGUACAAAUAAAAUAUACUUAUUGAGAAGCAGCAAUAAACUAGCAAAUAUUUGAUAUAAUGACACUAAACUUAUUGUUGGGCUAAAAACAUACAAAACAUAUGACAUACUUGAAAAUUAUAUUCUGCUACAAAAUAAAACCAAUUUAGUGAAUGCUACAAACAGUAGUAAUAUAGAAAGAAAUGCAAUACUGGUUUUCAAAUUAAUCUUAACAUUGCUGGUCAAAUUUUAAUUGUCUAGGAUGCUGUAAGCCAAUUACAACUUUUUGGAGUACACUUUGAAACUAAUACCCAGAACUCAAUAGAUUCAAAAGCUAAUUGAUUCAACAGCGAAAUAACAUUCUUUCAAAGCAAGUUGUUACAGAAUAUCAUUUUCAUUUACAAAAGUCUAUUCUGAAUAAAUUUAGAAGGUGUUCAGAAAUAUUGAAUGCAAAAGUUAAAAAGUUGUUGUGAUCAUUAUAUUGAUCAGAUAGUUAUAUAUUUUUUGUGGUACUUGUAAUGUAAUUUUGAUUUAGCUAUGGGCAUUGCAUAUUCUGUUAAUAAAGUAUACUGUAGAACACUUUUA
Molecule: messenger RNA, 6032 nt
Organism: Mytilus trossulus (common blue mussel)
Lineage: Eukaryota; Metazoa; Mollusca; Bivalvia; Mytilida; Mytilidae
Product: RNA-binding protein RO60-like
Exons: 8
Coding region: 114-1724 (536 amino acids)
Cellular component (GO): ribonucleoprotein complex
Molecular function (GO): RNA binding
Source: RefSeq, a predicted model, not a curated record